AUGUUAGGCUCGCUGCGUAGUGUCCUUAGCGCGAGGCGUCCGUUGGCUCGUGAGAACGAUUCUGUAUUCAACAUGUCUUCGUGGGGUGAUACAGCGUUCGGGACUUAUACACGUCCCGUCUCCUUACUCCUUGGCAUUGAGGUCUCACCUCUGGUUUCUCGGCUCACAUCAUCGAUGGAAGCUCUGGCAGUCAACGACAUGGCCGUGGCCAUGGUCGAAGCCCCUUCGAUCGCGGUGUCGGAUGGCUUCGGUGAUGGGUCGACUUCUGGAGGCUUGCAUGAUCGAGACUUGACUCCGAUCGACGCGGGCGGCGAGAUGGCGCUGGCGGCCCUCGACAUCGACGAGGAUUUUGUGUGGCCAACGUCACCACACCCAGAGCCAGUGUCAUUGCCGGACGUAUCGUCGGAUGUUCAGCAGGGCUCUGGGUGCAAUGAGCUCCUGCCCAUUGAUAUUUGUCUGGUGGGUUUCUCUGAGCCCACCAAGGAUGUCAGUACUGUGCCAGAGCUUUGA
Molecule: messenger RNA, 510 nt
Organism: Sparassis crispa
Lineage: Eukaryota; Fungi; Basidiomycota; Agaricomycetes; Polyporales; Sparassidaceae
Exons: 7
Coding region: 1-510 (169 amino acids)
Source: RefSeq, a predicted model, not a curated record